CAUAGGGUUCUCAUAGAUUGAGUUGUUGAGGUCUUAACUCUACAUGUUAAUCUCGCUUUUCUUGCACCCUCUCGCUAACUAACCCGAGCUCAUCAAUGCAGUUGCAAUCCGUCCUCACUCGUACUCGUCUCCCCGCUUCCCGUCAAUCCCCUCAUCUAAGUUAGGAUAUCCGGUUGUAGGAACAAUGGGCCAUGAGUUGCCGAACCUAUCAGCCGCAAUCCUUCCAAGAAUAAUCCUUGACCAAUUCCCUGACUGAUUUUCAUACACGUGCGCCAGCAUCCGGAGAAGAUAGUCGAGUGGAUGUCAAUGAAAAGGUGUCUCUACUAACGUAAAAAAGUUAUCAUGAUGGCCCCGAGUCUCGGCAUGAUAACCUAGUACAUGUACAGUAAUGGCGGGGCAGAUAGCUUCACACGAGAGGCCAAAAGAGAAAAAGAGGCUGAGAAACGACUUUUUUUUUUUAUGGCGCCGGAGCAGGAGGGGCAAAAACGGCGAGGAAAAGAAGGUGUGAAAAAAUCCGAACUUUUACCCCACCAUUCAGGUUCCCUUCCAGAACAUGUCAAAAAUUCACUACCUCUUACAAGCUCGUCACCAUCACCACAUCGAGAAGUGUAAUCCUCAUCGAUAUCCAAACAACGAGAUAUAACCGACGUUGAACCUUGGCUAUACGGUGCAGAGCUAUCACUUUCUGUCAUACUCUUCUGCUAGAUCGGCCCCCCUCUAUCUCAAGCAAGCGGGGCUGCUUAGAAUCUGUAGCUACCUAGUAGCUUCGACCCUGGAGCUAUCAAAUCGGAUCUUGGCCCUUGUUCUUGACAACCAAAACAAACAACGUACAACAUCUUAGUAUCUUCAACAUGAGCAAGUUCGGUGCCAUGAUCAUGGGCCCUGCGGGCGCGGGCAAGUCAACUUUCUGCGCCGCCCUAAUCACUCAUCUUAAUCUUAAUCGCCGUUCUGCCUUUUACAUCAACCUUGACCCUGCCGCCGAAUCAUUUGAGCAUGAACCAGAUCUUGACAUCAAAGAACUUAUUUCUCUCAAAGAUGCUAUGGAGGAGGUUGGCCUCGGACCUAACGGUGGCCUGAUCUAUUGCUUUGAGUUCCUCAUGGAGAACCUCGACUGGUUGACCGAAGCUCUCGACAGUCUGACCGAGGAAUAUCUCAUUAUCUUCGACAUGCCUGGUCAGAUCGAGUUAUACACACAUGUCCCUAUUCUACCGGCUCUGGUCAAAUUUCUGUCCCAGCCGGGCUCUCUUGACAUCCGCAUGGCCGCUGUCUAUCUCCUCGAAGCCACAUUCGUUGUCGAUCGAGCAAAGUUUUUCUCUGGUACCCUUAGUGCCAUGAGUGCCAUGCUCAUGCUCGAGGUGCCACACAUCAACAUCCUGUCCAAGAUGGAUCUCGUUAAGGGUCAAGUGAAGAAGAAGGAUCUCAAGCGCUUCCUCACACCUGACGUGGGUCUGCUCGACGAUGACCCCAUCGAGCGUGCGCGUCGUGUUACAGAGGGUCCUGAAGCCGAAGAUGACGAGUCAAAGGCACCUGACGAGAAGGAACAAGUAAUGAAGGGUGCUAGUUUCCGACGACUGAACCGAGCUGUGGCUGGCUUGAUCGAGAGCUUCAGUAUGAUCAACUAUCUCAGGCUAGACGUGACCAACGAGGACAGCGUCGGUGCUAUUCUGAGCUACAUUGACGACUGCAUACAGUUCCACGAAGCUCAGGAUCCCAAAGAGCCCCAUGAUGAGGAAUUUGAGGAUCAUGACGACUAGUGUGGAUAUAAUGGCAAAGGGAGAACCUGAGAAAAGAGAAAUCUGUGGUAUCUUGAUAGUAGUAUUGCAUAGCGCCGGCGUUACUGAUUGCUUCUCAUGGUCUGAGAUUGAAUUGAGCUUGGACGUGAUGUGUCACAGUCUCGCUCUUUUUCCUAACCUGCCCCUUUCCACCUCUUUCGUGAUAAUCGUAAGAAUGAUGCUGAUGGGUGUGUUAUGUUGUAUGGUCAUGAUAUAUCCAUGCUUUGUUUCUGGUGCUUCCCUUGAUGUUCCGUCUUCUGGGGGUAUUCAAAAGUGUCGGGUCGUAUGCAAAACAGCCAUUGCUGUAUAUUCGCCGUCCACAUAGAUUCGUUCUGUAUGGACGUCGCUUAUCUCGAUCGUCGUCCAGAAGCCGUGCCUCUGGUUCCGGUCAUGCCCUGUUGCGCCUCGUAGCGAUCAUACUCCUGCAGCCAAACAUUCUUGAUAACGGCCAGGUAUCCCACGAUCUUGCCGCCCAUGACAGCCAUAUCCCUUGCACUCUCAAAGACACCACGCUCCCAGAUCCACGCUGCAAGAGCAAGUAGAAAAGCCCAAGUCGCGAUGCGCAUAGCCAUGCGCGUCCACCACAUGAGCAGACGACGAAUCCAAUUGAGAAUUAUUACAAGAGUGGCGAGUACAACCAGCGAUGCAAUCACGCCGACGAGGCCUUGGUUUUCUGCUAGUACGAUCAUGACGCGAUCAAAUAGCGGCUCGAGAAGAGGCGCAGCCGUGUCGAGAAGAUUCUGCGCUUGGUCGAGGACGUUGCGCGCGAUGAUUUGGACGGGCGAGCGUGGGUGCAGGAUGUGCUUUUGGAUAGAAUCGGCGAGCUCUGGGGGGAGCAGCGCUGUAAGGAGGUGCGUUGCCAGCGUUGGGGGUUCCACGGAGGGCAUUUCGGCGAUAAUUUGUGAUGGGAAUCCUGUCGGUGUAAGGUUUGAGUUUGAGUUUGUUGAUGCUGGUGGGGGAAAUGUUGUUUCGUGGCUUUUCUGUGCGAGCGUCCAGGGUAGUUG
Fusarium odoratissimum NRRL 54006 is the source of this 2776-nucleotide messenger RNA. RefSeq names its product GPN-loop GTPase 3 like. Gene Ontology annotation, molecular function: GTPase activity. Lineage: Eukaryota; Fungi; Ascomycota; Sordariomycetes; Hypocreales; Nectriaceae. The record is from RefSeq and is a predicted model, not a curated record. The coding region runs from base 852 to 1754 and encodes 300 amino acids. The transcript is spliced from 2 exons.